This is a messenger RNA of Saccostrea cuccullata (small rock oyster), 2511 nucleotides long. RefSeq lists its product as uncharacterized. Bases 892 to 1980 code for a protein of 362 amino acids. The transcript has 5 exons. The record is from RefSeq and is a predicted model, not a curated record. NCBI's taxonomy places the organism in Eukaryota, Metazoa, Mollusca, Bivalvia, Ostreida, Ostreidae.
AAGAAGCAACUUUCGCAAAGUUUAAUAAUAAACCGCGCUUGUUUUAAAUCUUAUUGAUAGAUAAGCAGGCCUAAAUGCAGAUUUAUAUAUAUAGAACUUUAUAAAUAGUGUAUUUUUGUUUGAAAGAUGAAAAAAAACAAAUAACUUCUCCGAUGCAAUCUACUUAGAUGUCUUUUUUAGACUACGUGAAGUUCUGGAUUUCAUCCAUCAAGACAUUUGGUAGUAGAAACGGCCCCUGUGUUAAUUAUAGCUACUCACACGGAAGGAAAAUCUGAAGAUGAAAUUGAUGAAUAUUUUAAAGAGUUCUGGAAAGCCGUUCCAGAGGAGGACAGAGAUUGGUUGAGAGGUUCUCUAGUCGACUCUGAGUAUGAAGUUGAUCUUCUUAGUCUGAGUGAUGAAGGCAGAGAAACAUUAGAGUCUAUCAAAACAUCCAUUAUUAAAGCAGCCACACAAAAACUGAACAAUACAAUAAAAGUGCCUUCGAAAUGGGCCCUGCUAGAACAGCUGAUCAAAGAGAAAAAGAAAGAAGUUAUGUCAUUUGAUGAAAUUUGGGAUAAAAACACUAAAUGCCUUCCUUUUGAAUUUCAACUUGAAAACAAAGCAACAUUAUCGGAAUUUUUAAAGUUUUUUCACAAUAACGGGUUGUUGUUAUGGUUUGAAGAUGGAAAUUAUUUUGAAGAACAUUCAAAACAAAAGGUUAUCCUUGAUAUUCAGUGGUUUGCUAUUGCAGUAAACAAACUUAUAGCCGAAAAAAAUCAUAUUCAUAAAGACUGUAAGAGAAAGUAAUAUACAGAAUGGAACUUGUUCAACAAGACAGGGAAAUUAAAUGACAAACUGCUGACUGCUCUGUGGCAAGAUGUACCCUCGUAUUUGAAUCACAAAACUGAAAUUAUGACCAAAAUUGAGAAACUCCAUAUGAUUGUUGCUCUACAUUCCAAAAACGACACCAUAGAUACAGGCAAAGCAUGGUUUGUUCCAUGUUUGAACAAGAGAAUUUUUCACCAGGACUUUUCAGAGGAAAAAUGGGAAUACACAUCAAUACUUUGUUUUCGAUUUCACUCAUUUGCAAUGUUUGUUUACUACAGAAUAGUUGCUAUUUGCAUGAGUUACCUUAAAUGGGAUGUCACCAGGGAAAAUGAGAGUUAUGGCCUAUAUCAAACAGCAUCAAUAUUUGAUUAUAAAAACCACACUGUCGUCAUUGGUAUUUGUGAAAAUGACAUUCAGGUGCAACUGAAGCGCAUUAAACCUUCAGUUAUAGAGACAAACAUUUCAAAUGAGAUUGGAGAGGCUGUGCAAUCUGCUUGUAAAAAUCUUACAGAAACAUUUGAUGAGAAAAUUUAUUAUCACAAAGGAUACAAAUGCCAACGCAUUAUUUGUAAUUAUGAAGAUCGGUCAUUUAUACCUGUCAGUGAAAUUUCCUAUAAUAAUAGAAAGGGAAAAAUCCAGUGCAAAUUCUGUUCUGACACGCAUUCAAUAAAUGUAGAAAAAAUCCUGCGCUUCUGGGAAAAGGAUGUUCAUGCCAAUACUGAAGGAAACACGGAGGGUUGUUGCAGGGAUUACAAUCGUUCAGAGGGAAAGAAAACACGAAGAACAGAACCUGAAUAUCCAUUUUCCAAGGGAGUGUAUCCAACAGAUGUGAUGACAAGCUUUAUCAAAGUAGAGGUCAGCAAGAGUGUAGGACUAAUACUCGUUGAUGGAAUUUCUGUGGGAACAGGAUUUCGUGUUGGGGAAAAAUAUAUCAUGACAUGCUUACAUGUUCUAGAAAAUAUUGUCAAAGAUCAAAAGUAUAUCGAAUGUGAUAGAAUCUGCGUUCAGUUUGGCAAGACAAAAGUGGCCCAGACAGAUGAACCAAGGAAGAAAUUUAGAUUUGAACCAACUCUUCACUAUAUGGAUAAAGAAUUUGAUGAAGCUAUUCUAGAAUUAAAAGUUCACCAGGAAAGCACCGUAACGUUGGCGCCACCAUUGACUUCAUUUGGAUAAAUGCAGUAUCCAUCAGAGAUUCACCUUAUUGGCCACAUUGGCUGCGUGCAAAUGAAAGAAGACAGUCAAGUUUAUCCAAACAUAAUCAAACCAAACAACGAGGUUGAUAUUUACAUUAAAUGGCUAAGUGACUGGAGUAGACAAAAUCUUCCUAAUAGAAUUGAUUAUUACGCAACACUGCGUGAUCCACCACAGAAGAUACUUUUCAGCACGACAUUUGCACCUGGAUCUUCAGGGUCACCUGGUUUUAUGAUUAAACAGCAGAAAGCUUAUGUCGUACUUAUUGUCAGAGCUGGUGUUCCCAGUUGCUUUUACGAAGAUGGUGUACAUGUACCUGCAAAUAAAAGAGUUGAGUAUGGAUAUGCUUUAGAGGCAAUAAAUGCAAAAAUGCGAAGUUCCACUUCAGAAAACAUUAAAGCGUUAGCAUCUGAACUAUUUGGAAAUACCUUCGAGAUGCCUUAGUGAUAUGUGGUUACAGACAAGAUUUUGUUCAUGUCGUAAAAGCAUAGAAAAUAUCAAGAUAUUUUUUUC